Molecule: messenger RNA, 719 nt
Organism: Mytilinidion resinicola
Lineage: Eukaryota; Fungi; Ascomycota; Dothideomycetes; Mytilinidiales; Mytilinidiaceae
Exons: 1
Coding region: 89-622 (177 amino acids)
Source: RefSeq, a predicted model, not a curated record
GCAAGGCUAAGUACAUAUAUUUCUGUGCCAUCUCAUUUAUUUUCUCAAUCGUCGCGUCUCAACUUGCCAUUGAAGAGUCAAUUCAACUAUGAUGUAUCGGUUUUCUACGGCUGUUGUGCUAAGCAGCGCGCUCAGCGCGAAUGCGAAGACCUUUCUUGAGGCAAUUGGCGCUUAUCCGCAACUAUCCAACUUUACGACCUUCGUCAAAACGAACAAAGCAAUUUUCCCCUUCAGCGCAGACUCUCCACUCACAGUGCUGGUACCCGAUGAUAAUGCCUUUGCGAACUACAAAAAAACCUACGGCGUUGAGGUCACCUCCCUCCCACCCGCCGACCUCGCACCCCUCUUCUCCUCCCACCUCCUCGUAGGAGCGCUCAACGGAGACAACUUCACAAACCCGGCGGGUACAACAUGCCCAACCCUCCUCACCUCGCCGCAAUACAGCAAUCGAACCGCCAGUGGCACCCUACCCGCCCAAGAUCGGCAGCGCAUCCAAGAGCUCCGGCCAAGUCCUCUUCAUCUCCUCCGCCUCCUCCUCCAGCAGCCCCAAACUCCUCGUCCGCCGCGGCAGCUACGGCCCCAACCCCGUGAAAUCCGGCCCUUGACGCCUCCGUCCACAUGACCCUCGUCACCGACGGCGGCCUUCGACGGCGGCAACCUUCCACAUCCUCGACGGCAUCCUCACCCUGCCCGCCCCGUGCUCCGCGACCAUCCGCCAC